AUGGCCUCUACCAAGGGGCUCGUCCCGAUCACGCGAAGUUUCCUCGCCGCGUUCUACGCGAAGCACCCGUUCGAUCCUCUGCACGACGACGUGGAGAAGCUCUUCGCGCGCCUCACGGAGCUCAGCGAGGGAAUCGAUGCCAAGCGCGUCGCCACAGAAGGCGAAGAGAAGGGACUGUUAGCCUCGUUAUUGCUCGAGGCGCCGCACAAGCUGGACGAAAACUUCUGGAAGAAUCGCGAGCAGAUCGAGGAGAUUCUGUUUCUUCUAGAUGAUGCUCAACUGCCUGCUGCGGUUAAGGCGGGCGAAUCGCCGGCGGGGAAAGCAGCAGCGGAGGCAGUUGGGAAGUGGAAGGAAGAGCUGCAGGCGACGGUGGGCUUGAUUGAGAAGUUUCAAGAAGUCACCAGCGAACGCAUCACCAGCAUGGUGUUCACGUACAUGCCGCAGGACUUCCGCGGCACGCUGCUGAAGCAGCAGAAGGAGCGGUCGGAGGCGCGGCGCAAGCAGGAGGUGGCGAACCUCGUCACCAACGGCGGCACCAUCAAGCAGAAAUACGCGCUGCUCUGGCAGCAGCAGAUGGACAGGCGGCACACGCUGGCGUCGCUGGGAGCAGCAACGGGCAUUUACCGCACGCUUGUCACCUACCUAGUUGGCGUGCCACAGAUCCUUCUUGAGUUUGUCAAGUCUAUCAAUGACCACAACGGGCCGAUGGAGGAGCAGCGGCUGUCGUACGGGCCGCCGCUGUACCGCCUCACGGAGCUCGCCAACCGCUUGCACAUCUUCCUCGCGCUCUGGUGGUCCUCCUUCGACGAAUGCACCGAGAAUGCGUCUGACUACGUCGGCGUGGUGAGCGAAGCUGCAGCUAUCUACUCCAAGGAGAUUGCACGAUUCCUCACGCUCCUCAGCGAUGUGUUUGAGCAGUCGCCGUUCUUGAUAUCUCCAGAGGAGGCCAUGUCUGCUGAGGAUAAGAGCAAGCUGGAGGAGUUCAAGGAGCUCAACAUCGCAUAUGGCCAGAGCUCCCAGGUGCCAGUGACAGUGGAUGCAGUGGGCACCCUGGUGGCCUGGGAAUUCAGCCUCACUUAUGGCAAGGAUAUCGGUUUCAACGUGGAAUACACUGCAGAAGACGGCACCAAAACGGGCAUGGUGCCGUACCAAAAAGUGGACAAGCAUGAGGGGAGCUUCAAUGCGCCUGCAGUGGGCUCGUAUACCAUCACAUGGGACAACACCUACUCCCUCCUCACAAAGAAGACUGUGCGAUACAAGGUGGGAGCCAUUCCCCCAGUGGAGACAGAGGAAGAGUUGAAAGCAGAGGAAGCUCUGUCACACCCAGAGAAGCAAGGCGAUGCCAGCACACCUACUGCUGCUGAUGCAGAUGCAGAGCUCAAGUACAGCUACAGCGCGUACUUUCAGGUCGUCACGUCGUGGCGCGAUCCCCGAGUGAACAACACGCUGGGGGUGAUGAAGGUGAUGGACCAGUUCGCACCGGACCUCGUGGCGGACGCCAUGAGCAACUGCAAGCCCAACGCCACCUUCGCGGGUUUCAACAUCAGCCAAAAGUCGGAAUGCAUUGACGGGCUCAGCCAGACGGGGCUGCCGCAGCUGAAGGACUGCAAGAAGCAGUGCACGCCCGCAGGCACGCGGUGCUGUGAUGGCGUGUGGCUGCCGUCGCUCAACAUCCCCAACGUCAUCUUCUUCCCGCAGGACCGAUACGCCACCGAGAGCAUCUACUUCUUCGGUGACAUAGGCCCGGACAUGAGCGCCGUGGACCGCGAGGUGGUCGUGGAAGGCGAGUUCUCCUCGCCGUUCAACUUCCAGCGCUUCCCCUUUGAUACCCAACACCUGCGGUUCACAGUGACGGUGGAGAGCGGCAACAUCUACCUGGUGACUUCCAACUCGGGGCGGCAGCAGGAGCAGGCGUCCAAGGGGCUCAGCGGGGGCGGCACGGGGGGAUUCUCCUCGGACGAGGUCACGGGGUGGCGCAUCAGCAGUGUCGGGCUCAACUGCUCUGCGGGUUCAUCCAACACCGCUGUUUCCGAUCUCGCUUCCUAUGCCCAAGACGACCCGUGGGCGCAGGUGAGCAGCAGUGGGGGGGCAGCGGACCCAUCGAAGCCGACCACGUGUGUGUUUGUCAUCUCCAUCUCGCGCACCAGUGGCGUCUACGUCCUCUCCGUGAUUCUCCCGGUGAUGCUGAGCGUGUACCUGACCUUCUCGGUGUUCUUUGCCAAGCCAGAGGACCUGGAGGUCCGCUCGGCUACCUGUGUGACGCUCUUCCUCGCCCUGGCCGCCGUGCAGUUCGUCAUCGACAGCCAGCUGCCGCGCACGUCAGCCAUAACGCAGUUUGGGUACCUGGUGAUCACGUCUUACAUAUUCAUCAUGCUCACCACCAUCGAGACUGUCAUCGUCUUCUGGCUCUCCGACCGGAUAGAAAAGGACGUGAUAGAGUCAGUGAGCAAGCGGUUUACGUCGCGCCGAGACACGCCGCCCACGCCAUCACCGCACGACACGUACAACACGCUCUCCGUGGAGCUCAUGAAGUCACAGCCGCCGCCUGCUGGCAGCGGGGAGGGCGGGAGCGAGACGAGCGUGGAGGAGCGGGACAAUGGGGAGGCGAAGCCGUCGAGCACGGGCGGACAGGCGGUGGGGCCUUCUGAUGGGAGUGGGGAGAUUGAGAAGCCGAGCGAUCAUAAUAAGUGCAACCCAAGUGUCUGGGUACGUGUGCCUUGGUUGUUUGGACGGUUUGUUUGUGCUGGGUUGGAUGUUUGCUGA
Closterium sp. Naga37s-1 is the source of this 2763-nucleotide messenger RNA. Lineage: Eukaryota; Viridiplantae; Streptophyta; Zygnematophyceae; Desmidiales; Closteriaceae. The record is from the annotation of a GenBank genome assembly.